UGUAUGGAUAAUGAUGUGUAGACAAUAAAAGACAUCGAUGACAUUCGUCGAUGAAGCACAGGCAUACGCAUUAGCAUUCGCAGCCGCCGCGUUUGCAAUUCGGGACGAAAAACAAUCUCCCGCCGAUGUUAAAGCCGUUUACGUGGUACGUAUGAACGCGCGAACGAAAGCGGAAUCCUCCGGCGUGUAAUCCGAGUGGAUAAUGGACAACGAACGGAGAAAAAAAAGGGGGGAGGUGGAGAAAAACAAAAAGAGGCUAUAUCCUGUCUCUCUCUCUCGUCGCCGCGGCAGCCGAAUCCGUCCGUAGGAUGGGUUGACGAUAGAGGUGGCGAGCGCGCAAGCGGCUGCCUAGAGAAUGAAGCGUAGGGGGCGAAUCAGUGCGAAUGGAAGUGGACAUUAGGUCGACCGCGCGAUCCGCGUCCUCCACGCGCGCGUCCGUCGGUAGAGUAUCGCGCGGCGCGGCACCACGAAGACGUACGAGCGUCGUCCGAGCGUUGCCGAAGCGACGAACCCUCUGUCCUCUCGACGUAGCGUCGCCCCACCACAUCCAGUCUUACCGCGAAUGCCAUAUCGUGUACGUCGUAUGCGUGCUGCCUCGUGUGUUUCUCCCUCAUAACGGCGAUGUGUUUUUGAGGGCCGAAAACACGGAGACGAACGAUCACGUUUGAAAAUACACGGCGCUCGCCGGCGUCUUGUUCUCUCUUUCUUUCUGUCUCUGCCGUGAAUUUUGUCUUUCGCCGAAAUCAUCUUCAAGGAGCGGUAACGAUCGCCGCAAAGUUCGGCGCGUUUUUCUAUCGUUCGACCGUAUCGCGUCGGCGAAGGAAAAAAAAGCGACAGUAAAACAGUGAAGAGAGGGGGAGACAGAGCGCGUGCUGCUCGUGGUUCUGCGAAACAGACGACGAUCGACGCCGUCGCCGCCCCGUUGUCAUCGGCCGAUGUGUGGAAAGUGUGCGAGUCAACAAGCAGUCGUAUUGUAUUAAACACUGCUGCGAAACGCGCGACAGUCUCAUUCGGGACAGAGAAGCAUCGUUCCGAAUUAAAACGCGUGCACCGGUUGUCAUUGUUUGUUAUCGUUUUGAAUAUUCAAAACAAAAAUAAUUGGCGCGAAGUGGUGACUCGCCGCGAAGAUCGUGAGAGCUUUUACACGCGCGACUGGUAAGCCCCGAAGUAGGAAGAAUCACGCGAUAACAGAGCGUGUGAUCGCGCGAAGAUGCAUUUCGGAUGGACGAUGACGCCGCGACGUCUGUAACAGUCGCCGCCGUCGGGUAUUAUUAGAUAUUAUUGUCGUUUGUUUACGCGAAUCCAUCGUCGCGGUCACGGUAUAUCGACGUCACGCGGGUUAUGACGCGCCGCGCCGUUUAGGGACGCUUUUGAGAGCGCGUACCGAAACCGGAGUUCCGAAAAUCGCGAGUGCGUGCGUGCGUGCGCGACGACGAUGACCGUCCCGACGGCCGACUCCUGGUCGUCGGGCCCGGCGACAGGCAAGGAAUCGUCCUGCCUGGAGGCGUCGAUGCCGCGGAAGUUUCGAGAUGAGGUCCGCCGCGCGGAAACCGCGGGCCCCAAUUGGACGAUGUGCGUCGUCUGCUUGGUCAUGUUGGCCGGCUAUGGUCUGCUCUUCUAUCGCCAGCGGUGCCUGGAGGCCAAAAUCGUCACUCUGGAGGUCGAGUGUCUACGUGUCGAGCAGUCACCGCCGUUGGAUGUCAUCGUGCAGAGGAUGAAGUUGGAGCUACAGGAGCACCUGCUGCAGGCGCAACGGUCCGCAUCAGCCGAUUCCACGGUCUUCAGGCCUAAGCGCGAUGUCUCCGAAUGCAUGUGUCCUCCAGGUCCACCCGGUGAACCAGGUCCACCCGGAAAGAGGGGCAAGAAAGGAAAGAAGGGCGAUCCCGGGGAGCCCGGUGCGCCGGGUGUGGCCGGGACGCCGGGCAAGAACGGUUUUCCGGGACCCAUCGGCUUGGACGGACCCAAAGGUGAUCCGGGCCGACCCGGCGACAAAGGGCAGAAGGGUGAGCUGGGCAGCCCCGGAUUUGACGUCUUGUCCGCAGUGAAGGUCAAUGCACAGGGAUUGGGGUUAAAGAGGUCGGUGACGACGCUCCGCGGCGGGACGCUUGGCUACGCGGAAAUCGUCGCCCUCAAGGGAGAACCGGGUGAACCCGGGCCGCCGGGACCACCCGGUCCGCCAGGAUCCGAGGGUCUUCCUGGGCACGAGGGCAGACAGGGGAUUCCAGGCGAGGUCGGCGCGCCGGGGGAGAAGGGUCCGCCAGGGCCGAUCGGGCCCGUCGGCCCGCCAGGCACGCCAGGACUUGCAGGUCCCAAGGGUGACAGGGGUGAUAAAGGCGAUCGAGGCUACACGACGACCUUGAAGGGCGAACAGUUUCCGAGCGGAGUAUUCGAAGGCCCACCUGGUCCACCAGGACCACCUGGGCCACAGGGCGAGAAGGGAGAACUGGGCCCGACGGGACCGCCCGGCCUGCCCGGCGAGAAGGGUGCUCGGGGAAAACCAGGGAAGAGGGGUUUCAAGGGUGAGAGCGGUGCGGCAGUGGCGAGGGGUGCCCCCGGCCUGUCGGGAACAAAGGGUGAGCCCGGCGAACGGGGUUACCGGGGCGAUAAAGGCGCCAAGGGAGACGCGGGUACAUCAGGGCCCAAGGGAGAGAUGGGACUGCAGGGCUUCCAGGGGCUCAACGGUACCGCCGGCGAACCCGGUAUUCAAGGACCUCCUGGAUUACCGGGAAUAUCCGGACCCAAAGGUGAAAAAGGUGAUUACGGUGACAUCGGUCCUCCUGGCCUUAUGGGACCUCCGGGUCUACCCGGCCCACCGGGCUAUCCUGGACUGAAAGGCGAGAAAGGAGAGAAAGGCGAAUCGAAGUACAAAAAGCUCAGACGAAGACAGGGAGACGGCACGUUCGAGAUGAACGCCGGGGAAGUGAUAAUGGGCCCGCCAGGACCUCCAGGACCCGCUGGUACUCCCGGACUGCAGGGUCCGCCCGGGAUAAAGGGUGACAGAGGACACGACGGCGCCAAGGGCGAUCCUGGAGAAAAGGGUGCCAAAGGGGAUCCUGGUCCGAUGGGACUGCCCGGGCCCAUGGGACUGAGAGGAGAGUCCGGAAAGCCCGGGGAUUCCGGGAAACCUGGCGCCACGGGACCACCAGGAUUAGACGGCAUGAAGGGCGCGCAGGGCGACCCAGGAACGAAGGGCGAAAGGGGAGAUCCGGGAUUGCCUGGUACCGACGGGAUUCCCGGCGCGGAGGGACCGAAGGGAGAGAAAGGUGCCAAAGGCGAAUCUGGCCCGCCGGGUAAACGCGGCAGAAAAGGCGACAAAGGCAACAAGGGGGAUCAAGGUGUACCAGGACUCGACGCGCCGUGUCCGCUGGGACCGGACGGACUUCCUCUGCCGGGCUGCGGCUGGAGGCCACCGCAGCCGAGGAGCAACAUUCUGCGUCAAUGGCUGGAAGAGGAGGAGGAGGAGGAAGAGGAGGAGGGACACGAGCGGCAGUGAUGUUGCAAGGACAAUAGCGCAUUUUUCAUAAGGACUUCUGUAUAUCCUCCUGUUCCCGCCAACCCGUCUCGUUACGACUGCGUUACGAAACAAAAAAAAAAAAAAUUAUAUUAUAUAUAUACCAAAAUAAUCAUCUUGCCAUCGAGUGUUGUAAAUACGUGUACUUACAGUGUCUAGCGUCCGCAGUGCGUGUACAUAAAUAAUUAGAGCUUACUGCGAAUCUACAAUCGUAUCCCGGCGACGUUCGUGUCGUCGGACCCGUACGAUUUAUACUGUAAACGUCACACACACAAAGUAUACGGUGACCGAUCCGCCGUACGAUCGGCACUACCGGUUUCCAAGUGCGCGGCUUGCUCCCCGCGUGGGAAAAAGAGGAACGAUCCGGGAUGUAUGACCGCGGUCCUUGGAUCGUCGUUAGGACCGCUGCGAAGACAUUGGAAUAAACCCCGAUCGGAGUUGAUCCCGGAGAGAGUCGCAGUGAAGUGCGCGUGUAGGACAUUUCGUGGACGAGCGUGAUGGCGCGAGUUGGGAAGAAAAACGCAUAUCCGCUUACCGGGCACACACGAACGCUCGAUGCGUCUCCAUGCGAACGAAUGGAUUUUUUUCGCAGCGAUUGCAGCGAGCGCGAUGAGAUACGCAGAGGCGAGGAAGGGAAAGUCGCAAUGCGAUCUGACGGAUUAGCUCUUAGUCGCGACCUGAAGUGCAUUUCCAAUUUCUUUUUCCUUCACAAAUAUUUUGCAUGAAAAUUCGUCGCUGUGCCGUUGAUUCACUCAAAGGGCGAGAGAGAUACGUGUACAAAUAUAUCUUCAAAAAUUCCUUAAAAAUUGUACACUCAACAAUUUUGCGUACGAAAUUGUCAGGUCGCCUCUUAGCUAAUCCUAUUAGAAGAAGAAAAAAAAACGUACGCUAAACCGUACCUGUGAAGAAAUCUUCGCCGUUAUUAAUCAUAGGGCAAGGUAGACUCGCGCGUAGACGCUCGCGAAGAGAGAGACACUUUUUGAUACGACUAGUUGAUUAGUGGCGCGCAUCCCGCGUUACUCCCGUCUAGAUUAGCAUCGUACUACCGCUAGCUGUAAUGCAAAGAAAGAAAAGUACGACUUUACACAACAUACACAUGCCUAUGCAUACACAUACUUUGUCAAUACUUUCAAGGUAUCGCGCAAUAAAUCAAGUAAGUGUA
Linepithema humile (Argentine ant) is the source of this 4673-nucleotide messenger RNA. Lineage: Eukaryota; Metazoa; Arthropoda; Insecta; Hymenoptera; Formicidae. The record is from RefSeq and is a predicted model, not a curated record.